Messenger RNA from Lampris incognitus (smalleye Pacific opah), 1527 nucleotides. RefSeq names its product basic proline-rich protein-like. The transcript has a single exon. Lineage: Eukaryota; Metazoa; Chordata; Actinopteri; Lampriformes; Lampridae. The record is from RefSeq and is a predicted model, not a curated record. Bases 1 to 1527 code for a protein of 508 amino acids.
AUGCUCCGCCCGCCCAGCACUUGUGCCUCCAUUUGCAACCACAUCCCUCCUGUUCAGCCCACUUCACCAACACUGCAUGUGAAUCCACCUGCCGGCCGGCCUCACCGGCCUGCAGCGGAGUCCACCUGCCGGCCAGCCUCACCAACCUGCAGCGGAGUCCACCUGCCGGCCAGCCUCACCAACCUGCAGCGGAGUCCACCUGCCGGCCAGCCUCCCCGGCCUGCAGCGGAGUCCACCUGCCGGCCGGCCUCACCGGCCUGCAGCGGAGUCCACCUGCCGGCCGGCCUCCCCGGCCUGCAGCGGAGUCCACCUGCCGGCCAGCCUCACCAACCUGCAGCGGAGUCCACCUGCCGGCCGGCCUCACCAGGCUGCAGCGGAGUCCACCUGCCGGCCGGCCUCACCAACCUGCAGCGGAGUCCACCUGCCGGCCGGCCUCACCGGGCUGCAGCGGAGUCCACCUGCCGGCCGGCCUCACCGGGCUGCAGCGGAGUCCACCUGCCGGCCGGCCUCACCGGGCUGCAGCGGAGUCCACCUGCCGGCCGGCCUCCCCGGCCUGCAGCGGAGUCCACCUGCCGGCCAGCCUCACCAACCUGCAGCGGAGUCCACCUGCCGGCCGGCCUCACCGGGCUGCAGCGGAGUCCACCUGCCGGCCGGCCUCACCGGGCUGCAGCGGAGUCCACCUGCCGGCCGGCCUCACCGGGCUGCAGCGGAGUCCACCUGCCGGCCGGCCUCACCGGCCUGCAGCGGAGUCCACCUGCCGGCCAGCCUCACCGGGCUGCAGCGGAGUCCACCUGCCGGCCAGCCUGCAGCGGAGUCCACCUGCCGGCCGGCCUCACCGGGCUGCAGCGGAGUCCACCUGCCGGCCAGCCUCACCAACCUGCAGCGGAGUCCACCUGCCGGCCAGCCUCCCCGGCCUGCAGCGGAGUCCACCUGCCGGCCAGCCUGCAGCGGAGUCCACCUGCCGGCCAGCCUCCCCGGCCUGCAGCGGAGUCCACCUGCCGGCCAGCCUGCAGCGGAGUCCACCUGCCGGCCGGCCUCCCCGUCCUGCAGUGGAGUCCACCUGCCGGCCGGCCUCACCAACCUGCAGCGGAGUCCACCUGCCGACCGGCCUCACCAACCUGCAGCGGAGUCCACCUGCCGGCCCUCACCAGCCUGCAGCGGAGUCCACCUGCCGACCGGCCUCACCGGCCUCCAGCGGAGUCCACCUGCCGACCGGCCUCACCGGCCUGCAGCGGAGUCCACCUGCCGACCGGCCUCACCGGCCUCCAGCGGAGUCCACCUGCCGACCGGCCUCACCGGCCUGCAGCGGAGUCCACCUGCCGACCGGCCUCACCGGCCUGCAGCGGAGUCCACCUCCCGGCCGGCCUCACCGGCCUCCAGCGGAGUCCACCUGCCGGCCGGCCUCCCCGGCCUGCAGCGGAGUCCACCUGCCGGCCGGCUUCCCCGGCCUGCAGCGGAGUCCACCUCCCGGCCGGCCUCCCCGGCCUGCAGCGGAGUCCACCUGCCGGCCGGCCUCACUGGUGGUGA